This is a messenger RNA of Durio zibethinus, 3198 nucleotides long. Its product is annotated as vacuolar protein sorting-associated protein 51 homolog. Gene Ontology annotation, cellular component: GARP complex; EARP complex; membrane. The record is from RefSeq and is a predicted model, not a curated record. Lineage: Eukaryota; Viridiplantae; Streptophyta; Magnoliopsida; Malvales; Malvaceae. Gene Ontology annotation, biological process: retrograde transport, endosome to Golgi; Golgi vesicle transport; lysosomal transport.
UAAAUGGAAUAUCCUUCUUGGUCCAUUUAUAAUUUGGGAAUUUUUUGGUUCUUUUGAACAAAUAACCGUCUUCGAACUGCGUCGUAUGAGAAUCUAAAGACACGCUCGUUUGGUCACUGACGUCGUUUUAGUGACACUCUGCUUACCGUUGUAGUUCAUUCCCUUGCCUGCGAAAAUUUCACUCGCUCCUUAUCAAUUUCCCUUUUGCCUAUCUGAAACCAAAACCUCUCUCUUUCUGAUUCGCUGAGAACAAAUCAAAAGUAGAAAGAUCACAAGAUGGGGACGGACGAUGUUCCGUUGGACGACAAGGCCAAGAGAAUGAGAGAUCUACUAUCGAGCUUCUAUUCUCCAGAUCCUUCCUCCACUCCCAACGCCCCUUCAAAGCACGGCACCUUGGAUGCCAUCAACACCACCUCUUUCGAUCCCGAUCAGUACAUGAACCUCCUAGUACAAAAAUCGAAUUUGGAAGCGCUUCUUAAGAGGCACGUUGAAAUGGCAGCCGAAAUCAAGAAUCUGGAUACUGACUUGCAAAUGUUGGUCUACGAGAACUAUAACAAGUUUAUCAGUGCCACGGAUUCAAUUAAAAGGAUGAAAAGUAAUAUUGUAGGCAUGGAAGCAAAUAUGGGACAGCUUCUUGACAAGAUAAUGUCAGUGCAAUCUAGAAGUGAUGGGGUCAACACUUCUCUUUUUGAGAAGAGAGAACACAUAGAGAAGUUGCACCGAACACGCAAUCUUCUGCGUAAAGUGCAGUUCAUUUAUGAUCUGCCCGCUAGACUUGGAAAAUGCAUAAAGUCAGAAGCAUAUGCUGAUGCGGUCAAGUUCUACACUGGAGCAAUGCCAAUUUUUAAGGCAUACGGAGAUUCAUCAUUCCAGGACUGUAAACGAGCAUCUGAAGAUGCUGUUGCUAUAAUAGUAAAGAACUUGCAGGGGAAGCUAUUCUCAGAUUCUGAAUCUAUUCAAGCUAGAGCUGAAGCUGCAGUGCUUUUGAAGCAGUUGGAUUUUCCAGUGGAUAACUUACAGGCAAAACUACUUGAAAAGUUAGAGCAAUCUCUUUGGGACCUUCAGCUUAAAACAGAUGAAAUUGAGAAUGUUUCUAUGGAUUCUAAUGAUCCUUCUAAACAGGGAAAAGUUUCUGACUUGAGUCCUACUACAGCUCAUGAGGCUUCUGUUCGUGAAUUUGCGGAGGCCAUCCGUGCUUAUCGAAUAAUAUUUCCUGACUCAGGAAGGCAACUAAUUACACUUGCACAAGACUUGGUCAUCAAUCACUUUGAAACAACUGAGCAAUAUGUAAAGAGACGGAUUUCUUCUGCCAAUCUCCUGGGUGUUCUUCGGACUAUAUGGGCAGAUGUGCUUCUAAUGGAUGAAGUGUUACAUGAGGCUGUUCUACCCGAUUUUUCUCUGGAGGCUGCCCAAGGUGCUGUUAAAAAGUAUGUUGCCAGUACAUUUACUUACCUUCUACAGGACAUAUCAGAUGUCCUCCUGAGAGUAAAUGUUAGCCCAAAAGAGGCAGCAGAGGAGCACCCCUUGCAGGUUGCUUUGGAGGCCAGCAGAAAAGCAGUGCUCCAAGGCAGCAUGGAUGUCUUACUGGAUUUCUGCCAAUUUCUUGAUGAUGACUUAGGGCUGCUAGUUAAACUGAGAGAUUUCAUAAUUGAUUGGGUUCAAGAAGGAUUUCAGGGCUUCUUAAGUGCUCUUGAUGAUCGUUUUCUCUUGCUUUCUGGAAGAAAGAAUUCAUCAAGUCCGGAUCAAGGUUUGACAGAAGGAGCACACAGUGAAAAAGUUCUUGCUGGUCUUGUCCUCGUGCUGGCUCAACUUUCCAUCUUCAUUGAACAAACUGUCAUCCCAAGAAUUACCGAGGAAAUAGCUGCUUCCUUCUCUGGCGGUGGUGCUCGAGGCAUUGAAAAUGGACCUGCUUUUGUUCCUGGGGAGAUAUGUCGAAUAUUUCGGUCGGCUGGGGAAAAGCUUUUGCAUCAUUAUGUAAAUAUGAGAACUCAGAGGGUAUCUGCUCUGCUAAGAAAGAGGUUUUCAACACCAAACUGGGUCAAGCACAAGGAGCCUAGAGAAGUUCAUAUGUUUGUUGAUUUAUUUCUUCAGGAGUUGAAAGCAAUAGGAAUUGAGGUGAAGCAGAUUUUACCUCAAGGGCUCUUGCGUAAGCAUUGGCGGUCUGACAGCAAUGGAAGCACCACCUCAUCACGUAGCAACCCAUUACGAGAUGAUAAAAUGAGUAGGUCAAAUACCCAGAGAGCCAGGAGCCAGCUCUUAGAAACACAUCUAGCAAAAUUGUUCAAGCAAAAAGUUGAAAUUUUUACGAAAGUUGAAUAUACACAGGAGUCAGUUGUAACAACUAUUGUAAAACUUUGUCUUAAAAGCUUGCAAGAAUUUGUCAGACUCCAGACCUUUAAUCGAAGUGGUUUCCAGCAAAUUCAGCUGGAUAUUCAGUUCUUAAGGACUCCUUUAAAGGAAAUUGUUGAAGAUGAAGCAGUAAUUGACUUUUUACUUGAUGAGGUGAUUGUUGCUGCUUCAGAGCGUUGUCUUGACCCGACACCUCUGGAGCCUCCAAUCUUGGACAGACUUAUACAAGCUAAGUUAGCAAAAUUGAAGGAACAGAAUCCAAUUACCCCCUAGAUGUUGGAAAGUGAAAUUGGUAUGGAUUGCUCUGAUUCAGUUACUUUGAUGUGAUUCAUUCGUCCAAAGGUUCAUACAGAAAUUCCUGAAGGAUAUUCCAAGUUCAAUUGUUGCUGCUUACAUCUUGGCAUAUUUCGUGUGUAGUCCGUUGAUCUGAUUCAUCAGAGGGUUUUGGAUUCUAUGACUUGGGAAAAACCAUUUUGAAAUGAGUCAUUGUUCGAGUACAACCAAUACACUUGCAGAGCUUCUCGUCUGUCACAAUGAUGGGAAAUUCUUGAAUGAAAUGAUGAAAAUGCAACAAAAAUUCCAGUUAUCUAUACGUGGAAGGGUCCUUGUAGCUCAUGGAUAUCUCAUAUCUUUCAACUGAGAACACAUUAAAAUCCCAACACCCACAUGAAUUAUCCGGCUUCUCACUUCCUUUUUAGUCCACUUUUUAUUGGAGACUACUGAUAGAUGGUCUAAUAGUAACAUGAAUCAUUUGCUUGCCAAGCUUGAGGCGGUUUAAAAUUUCUUGAUAUAAUAUGUCAUUAUUGGUAAUAUUUUAUGACAUUGUCGUAAGUGAUUAUUCAGGAUCAA